CUAAUUUGUUGCCGCGGUUCAGUUUGUGAUUUUGUUAGUAUAUUUAUGACUCUUUGGUACCUAAAAGCCUGAAACAAUUACCCCUCCUCAAUAAUGUACAGUAAAUGGACAUAUUCUUCAAAUUAGAAGCAGAUCCUUCAAUAUCCACACUUUCAUCCCAAGAGCAUAUUUGUAAAAAAACAAAAUGCUUGCUUCCGGUGCAGGAACCGGAGGUAGCAGCACUCCAGAUUCAAAUGAAUUUGUUCGUGGCACUAGUCCAGAAUUUACUGACGAAUUAGGUGAACUUGUUCCGGUACUCGAUUCAAUACAUUUAGUUCCCUAUAAAAAAAGUUCACUGGUUGGUUCCUCGUCUCCUUUUGAUCCUAAAAAAGUUAAAGUUACCGUUCAACGUCCUGGUGAUCAAAAAGCCUAUCAAUGUGGACCACAUCUUAGAAAAACAAAGAAAACAGAUUCAGAUGCUAUCAAAGAAAUUAAUCGUUGUCGUGAGGAGAAUACAACACGUUUAGACUUAACUAAAGGUCAAUUACACUUUCUGCCACCAUCAAUACGUGAUGUUGCACAUCAUCUAAAAGAACUUUAUCUCUAUUGUAAUAAAUUAGUGAAUUUGCCGAACGAAAUUGGCACAUUGUUUGCAUUGGAAAUUUUAAUGGUACAAGAAAAUUCAUUAAGUGAUUUACCAGAAACAUUAGCACAAUGUACACAAUUGCGUGUAUUAGAUAUAAGACAUAAUAAAUUAUGUGAAAUCCCACAAGUUGUUUACAAAUUACACAAUUUAACACAUUUAUUUCUACGCUUUAAUCGAAUUCGUGUAGUGGAUGAAGAAAUCAAAUAUUUAACUAAGCUUCAAGUUCUUAGUUUACGAGAGAAUAAAAUACAUACACUCCCAGCUGAUCCUGGUAUCGGUCAAUUAACCAAUUUGAUUACAUUAGAUGUUUCACAUAAUCAUUUGGAACAUUUAUCUGAAAAAAUUGGUCAAUGUCAAAAAUUGUGUACAUUAAGCUUACAACAUAAUGAAUUACGUUCGUUACCGAAUACAAUUGGUGAUUUAAAAAUGUUAGAAAAUAUUGGCUUAAAAUAUAAUCACUUGGAAUCAUUACCGGAUUCAUUAGCACUUUGUACAAAUCUUUUAGAAUUAAAUAUUGAAGGCAAUAAUAUUUGGCAAUUACCGGAGGGAUUGUUGACACAUUUGAAAAAAGUCUCCUGUGUAACAUUGUCACGGAAUUAUUUUAAUAUUUUUCCAUCUGGUGGUCCUCAACAAUUUACUUCAAUACAAUCUCUCAAUAUGGAAUAUAAUCAAAUAACUCGAAUACCAUUUGGUAUAUUUUCACGUGCUUCAAAUUUAACAAAAUUAAAUUUGAAAGAUAAUCAAAUUGGUGCUUUUCCACCGGAUAUUAAAAGUUGGACAAGUUUAGUUGAAUUAAAUGUUGGUACAAAUCAAUUAACCAAGCUACCGGAUGAUAUAGAAUAUUUAAUUAAUUUGGAAGUAUUAAUUUUGAGUAAUAAUCAAUUAAAACAAAUUCCAGUAACUAUUCGUGAAUUACAAAAACUACAAGUGCUAGAUUUGGAAGAAAAUCACUUAGAAAGUUUACCACCAGAUAUUGGUUAUCUAGGAGAACUUCAAAGACUAGUGGUUCAAUCCAAUAGACUGACUAGUUUACCUCGAGAAAUCGGUCGUUUAUAUAAUUUGAUUUAUUUAGCUGUUGGUGAAAAUGAACUUCAAAGUAUACCGAAUGAAAUUGGUGAUUUACAUAAAUUGGAAACAUUAUAUUUAAAUAAUAAUUUGAAUUUACACGAUCUUCCAACUGAAUUAGCUAUGUGUUGUAGUCUACAAAUGAUGUCCAUUGAAAAUUGUCCAUUAACUCAAAUUCCUGUUGAAGUUGUAACUGGUGGUCCUUCAUUAGUGAUUCAAUAUCUACGUCUACAGGGAUCUUUCAGUCAUAUAUAAAUUGUUAAGUGAUGUCAAAUGAUUUCUUCACCGUAUCUUUGAAAAUGUAAAGCAAUAGAAAAUAAUGAAUGAUACAUAUUGAAUGACUACACAUACCAAUUCAAUUGUGUUUAUGUAUUACCUAUAUGCUCUCAUAUGUUUGUACAUGUGUAUGGUGGGAUAUUUGUGUACUUCGAUUAUUAUAAAAAUCUUUGCGAUUUAACACUUGUAUACUGAAUUAAUUUUUGAAAUAUUUGAAUCUGCACAAAAUGUGUUUAUCAUGCAUGUUAGAUGGACAAUAAUAAGCUUUUUGUAUUGUCCAAUUGUCAAUAAUAUUCUUGUCUUAUACGUGUAUUAUACGUUGAUAAUUUUCUAUUCAAGCAGCUAACAAGUAGCUAACAAAAAGUUUAUGAGUGAUCACCUAAGGUGUCUUUCGCUUCUGAUUUUUCUGAUUUAUUUUUAUGAAUAUGUUGCUAACACACACCAGAUCAGUAGAAUAUCAGAAAAUGAAAUGUGUGUAUAAAAAAACAAUCAGAUUUCUUUCUUUACCAGUGUUUGUUUGUGUGUGUGUGUGUGUGGGUUAAUCUUUUCAUCCUUAAUUUUUUGUCAGCUACUAUUUUUUCACUUUCGUAAAAGUUUUUUUCUUUCAUGUGUUAUUUCUGUUUUCUAAAAUCUAGUCUCAAUGCAUACGCAUUUAAUGUACCCAGUCUGAUUGUAUUGUUAAAGCUGUAAUCACUUUUACAUGGCUAUCACACCCCUUAGAAUGAUGAGGGGAAAAGUUGAGCUGUUCUACAGCAUAUAAGAUCCGCAAUAUAUAUAUAUAUAUAUAAAUGUAUCUUUUCUACUUGCAUAUUCCUAAAUAAAGCGUAACAUUUAAAAUUCUAUGUAGUUAUUUAUUUUCUGUAAUUUCAUUUUGUUUUGUACGUUCUAAUUUGCCGACUGUUUCUUACUUUUUAUCAUUUAUCUACAUGUUUAUUUCUGGUUAUUUAUUUAUUUUUUAUUAUUCAGAAAAGUUUAUCUUUUGUUUUGAUUUCUUUUACUCCUAAGCUUUACUCUUUUUUUUGCUUAAUGCUUCUCAAUCAAG
Schistosoma turkestanicum is the source of this 3008-nucleotide messenger RNA. The record is from the annotation of a GenBank genome assembly. Lineage: Eukaryota; Metazoa; Platyhelminthes; Trematoda; Strigeidida; Schistosomatidae.